AUGUCAUCGCCUACAGUUCAAAAAGAGCCCGAUCUAAAAAUGUCUCAAGCAGUUGAGGACGAGAUAAAGGAAAUGUGCCGAACCGAAUAUUGCAAGCCUGACAUGGAUCUCAUCGCGCAAAUCAACGAGCUCUUUCCCACCGAGCAAUCCCUAACGCAACUCGACGCCGUCAUCGCCGCCGUCGAGGUUGAAUUUAAAUUAAAAUAUUUUAUACUGCAAAAAAUAGAGAGAAAAAAUGACGAAGUGCCGAGAAUCAAUGAAUAA
Messenger RNA from Caenorhabditis bovis, 264 nucleotides. Lineage: Eukaryota; Metazoa; Nematoda; Chromadorea; Rhabditida; Rhabditidae. The record is from the annotation of a GenBank genome assembly.